CCGCCACGAGAGUCAAAAGAAGAGCAAGGAGCAGGAAUAAUAAUAGAAGCCGAAGUAAAACGUGUCUGAGCUGAGUUGGCUGGUGUGAAAGAUCUGCAGGCCUGUUUGAUUUUUGAACACAAUCACAUUCAGCUGUGAUGGAGAAUGAUAUUUUGGUUUCUCUUGAAGAUUUAGGAUACCAAGGUCCUCUGUUGGAAGAAGGAGCUCUGUGUUCGGCUGUGACCAAAGGGGCAGCCUCACCUGACUUCACCGAGCUCUGCUCCUGGAUUGUGUCUCAACUGAAGCUCUACUGUAACCUGGAUGAGAACGUCCAUGCCACUCACUGUCCAAGUGACACUGAGAGCUUCCAGCUGGAGAUGAGUGGCCUUCUGUCUGAGCUGCCUUGUCCGUACUAUGUCCUCAGCAGUGGAGACGUGACGCAGAGGUUCCUCAACAGGACUGACUGUCUGCUGCUCCUCUCCUUCCUGACAUCUGAGUUGGAGGCAUCGCGGAUGAUUGUGGUCAAUAAGCCUCGGAAGAAAGGCCAUGAGUCUGGCAGCCCUGUGUUCCAGGAACUGAAAGGCAUCUGCAUGGCACUGGGCAUGUCCAAACCUCCUGCCAGCAUUACCAUGUUCCAGUUCUUCACUGGAAUUGAGAAGAAGCUGAAAGAAGCCUUAAGUCAUGUAACCACAAAUCAUGUAGGAGAGCCUCUGAUGAAGAAAAGCCUUGGACCUGUGCACUUGGAACAAAUUGAAGCUAUAAAUCAAACACUAGUUAAUGAGUAUGACAUGCGAAGGAAGAUGUUGUUAAAGCGCCUCGAUUUGACAGUUCAGUCAUUUGGUUGGUCUGACAGAGCAAAGAUGCGUGCUGACAGGUUGCUUAAAGUUUACCAGCCGCUGCGUUCAUCCCUCUGCAUCAAAGGUAAAAUCUCUGUUGCUCAUCUUUUUGCUGCUCGGCAAGACUUCUCCAAGAUACUACGCACAAGCAGCGGCAAAACAAGAGAGAAGACUGCCUGCGCAAUAAACAAGGUUUUGAUGGGCAGAGUGCCUGACAGAGGCGGCCGCCCCUGUGAGAUUGAGCCUCCUCCUCCAGAGAUGCCUGUGUGGCAUAAGCGACAAGAUGCCCCCCAAGGUCAAGGAUGCUACAGUGGUGGGCACACAGGUGGCAGAGGAGGCUAUGAUCAUUACUCCCAGACUGGUCGUGGGGGAUAUGACCGAGGAGGACAUGGAGACAGAGGAGCUAGGGGCUGUGGUGGCAGACUGGGCAAGGUAGAUGGGGGCAGUUACUACCAGGGCCACCAUCAGGAUACAGGGGUUCAUCAGGGGGGAGCAGGCAGAGGUGCUUAUGGAGGAGGAGGAAACAGUCAAGGAGGCUGCCAGGACACUGGGUAUCAUGGGAGGGGGGGGGGAGGUGGUUACCAUGACAAUUACCAUCAAAACGGAAGCUGGCAUCAAGAGAGAGGUGGGGGUCGAGGAGGUCGGGGAGGCCGAGGCAGGGGAGGCAGAGCGGGGGGAGGAGGAGGCCAAACCGGGGGCUGGGGAGGAAGAGGAGGGAAAACUUUUAACCAAGAAGGUCAGUUUGAACAGUUCUUCCAGCAUGGUGGUCAGCACUACAGCCAGGCUGGCUUUAACCAGGGCAGGCAGUACACAAGUUAAACAUGCAGUGUGUCCAUUCAACGACCUGCUGUCUCUCCUGCUUAUAAAUGGAUUUAAAAUAUCUUACCAAGGUCAAUAAAUGGGCAUAAAAAUACUUUGUCAUGAGGCUGGUCCAUUUGUCUUUGCCUCCUCUGCACCAACAGCUCUGUUCUGUGCUUGGACCGGUGCCUGUUUGACUUCACCUUGAUACUUGACACUUAUCUUGCCUUUGCAGUGUACUCAGAAUUUAUUGAGACAUGAUUGACACAAAUGUUUCCUCUUUCACCCAAUGUGUAUCUUACAAUUGAAAUCAAUAUCUUUUUCAACUUCAACAAUUCUAAUUGAAUUUAAUACUAAAGUUAAUUCAUUCAUCAGGUUUUGUUUUUUCAGAUGCAGUAGUUUCAACUGGAAUUUCUUCUGUAACUUAUUGAACAAAGUUUGAUGGUGUACUCUUCACAUGUGCAGAACUUAAAAUCUGGAUUUUCAAAGAGGUUUGCAUGGACGUAUAAAUGAGUAAUAAACUCGAAAUGACUAUA
Betta splendens (Siamese fighting fish) is the source of this 2149-nucleotide messenger RNA. It is a transcript of the gene tslig3a, whose product is annotated as family with sequence similarity 98 member A. NCBI's taxonomy places the organism in Eukaryota, Metazoa, Chordata, Actinopteri, Anabantiformes, Osphronemidae. The transcript has 8 exons. Gene Ontology annotation, cellular component: tRNA-splicing ligase complex. Bases 138 to 1634 code for a protein of 498 amino acids. The record is from RefSeq and is a predicted model, not a curated record.